AUGGGUCGAAUCUCAUUUGAUCGUAGAUUACUAGCCAAAGAUCACGACGACAUUCAAUUUCACGGAUUCUGCGAUGCAAGUGGCGUCGGAUAUGGCGCUUGUUUGUACAUACGGUCGUGUGGGAAAGAUGGAGACCCGACUAUCAGACUGGCGUGCGCUAGAUCUAGAGUCGCACCGUUGAAGACGGUCACUAUACCGCGUUUAGAAUUGUGUGGCGCGUUGCUAUUGGCACGAUUGUACCGCGAGGCGAAAGAGGUAAUGGGUAUCAUACCCAACGACGUAGUAUUCUGGUGCGAUUCGACAAUAGUAUUGCAUUGGAUAAAAACGCCACAUCUACUCAAAACGUUUGUAGCGAAUCGGGUCGCAGAGAUAAGAGAGAUUACCAACCCGAACGCCUGGCGCCAUGUAGGUUCGAACGAUAACCCGGCCGACGCAAUUUCGAGAGGUCAACUACCUCGAAUUUUCGUGCAGAAUAAAAUAUGGUUCGAAGGACCUUCGUGGUUAAAGCGAGAAAAAGGCGAGUGGCCUAAUGAGAUCACGCAAUCGAUACAAGUGCUAGAAUUGAGGAAAAACAUUUGCUUGGUGACGGCGUCCGAUAACCUCGAGAUGUUUAAAAAAUAUUCAUCGUUUUCCAAACUACUUCGAAUCAUCGCGUAUUGCCUACGCUGGCGACCUAACAAUAAGUGGUCCGGAACAUUAUGUGCGACAGAAAUUAGCGAAACAGAAAUACGGUUAUUAAAAAUGCUACAGGCCACGCGAUUUGCCAACGAAAUUAAAACGGUUAAUGAAAAAAAGGAGCUACCCGGGAAAAAUAGAUUACUUAGCCUGAGUCCAUUCGCGGAUGAAAACAGUCUCUUACGGGUAGGAGGACGUCUUCAGAAAUCGCAAUUGACCUUUACGCAGAAGCACCCAAUCUUGCUCCCUAGCCAACAUUGGUUAACUGAUCGUAUCAUUCGAGAAACGCACGAGACUACCACGCGGACAUUCAAUCGACACUAUAUUUUCUGCGACAAAGAUUUUGGAUACUCGACGGAAAAAAUCAGGUGCGAAAAAUUGUACGAGCCUGUAUACGCUGUUUUCGUUUCAACGCGAAUACCGUCGAGUACAAAAUGGGGAAUCUCCCGACAGCUCGUGUCUGCGAGGCAGCGCCUUUCACUAAUACAGGCAUCGACUUCUGCGGGCCUUUCUAUAUCAAAGAGAGGAAACACCGCAACCGAGCAAAGGUAA
This is a messenger RNA of Trachymyrmex cornetzi, 1227 nucleotides long. RefSeq lists its product as uncharacterized. The coding region runs from base 1 to 1227 and encodes 408 amino acids. The record is from RefSeq and is a predicted model, not a curated record. The transcript has a single exon. NCBI's taxonomy places the organism in Eukaryota, Metazoa, Arthropoda, Insecta, Hymenoptera, Formicidae.